GUGUAAAAGGUAGCGUGUUUUAAAGGGGCUGGAACAAGAGACGCGCAUGGAUCGUUUUCAGUUGCUCUGGACUUGCUGAGUGGGGCAUUCAUUCAUGUAUCAUCCUCCGGGACUAAACUAUUGUGGAUAUAUAGGUAGACUUAUUGAUCAGUGCUAUAGUUUUGUGUUUGAGGAAAAGCAUGUUAGAUUUCUACCGAGGGACAAAAAAACUGGAACUUAAAGUUGAGGGAUAGACUUAUUGUUCCUAAAUUUCUCAUCUAUAAAUGUAAAAAAAAAAUUCAGGUGAAUGUUUCAGACAACCUCGCCACCGCCUGACCUCACAGUAUGGCUACAAAGUCCGGGACAGACACUACUGAAAGCCACUCAGCAUGACCAAUGCAAUGACCGUCAAUUAUCUAUUCUUCCUCGGAAUCCUUAUUCCCUGUAUCAUCACCAUCGCUCUCUUCAUCGUCUUCAUCUACUGCAUGCGAAAGUUCAGGAUACGACGAGAAAUUAUGACAAAGAAGCAUGACCCCCAUGGACGACUGAGGAAACUCCAUGGGGCCUACGCUCCCCCACCCCCUCCUCUCCCUCCCAUGUGGAGCAGACAGUCCAAACAGUUUAAACAGAAGGACAGACUACUGAGUGAGAGGGACAAUGAGGCGUACGAGGCAACUGGUGAAUUAUCACCAGACCAGCCCAACAACCCUCAGCUGUAUCAGACGUGUAACGACAGCGGGAUGUCAGAUCUCAGUGAGGGACAGUACCGAUACGAGAGAGAGCGACCGUAUUCACAGUCCUCAACGGAUUCCGAGGAUUCUGGAUUUCGCAGUUCCAGAUCUGGACAAUACUUACAUAGUGCACAAAAUAGCAAUACUCAAGACAUGCCUCUGUUCAAACCUAUAAAAUCUCAUAGAGAAAGUCUAACAAUGACUGUGCAACAAGGGUGUUCUUCAAAACAACCCAGUCCAAGUCACCGAUCAAAUUCCAACUGUGACUUUUAUCGCAGUUCUAGUCGACAGUCUAAACAUAGAAACAGUCGUCCUUCCUCCAGGAGGAAAGCUAGUGAAAGGUCCUCAUCCGCCAUUCAUCAAACUCCAUCCCCUUCCUGUACAAAACUUGAUCCUAUUACCAUGACAUUUAUAAGUAACUCAUCUCCAUCAACCAUAGAUCUCCUACCACCGCAACCCUCCUACAGAAAAAGUACCCCGGAGGCCAUAGAUCUGCAGCAAAUAGAGACAGAUGUUAAACUUAACCAUAUUCCUUCUAUCUCUCAGCAGUGUAGACCAUUGACUAUGACGACUGCUAUGGUACAUACCCCUCUCCAUCACUACCCAGCAAACACCCCGCGUAUGUCAUAUUCUGUUGUAUGAAACAUGGAGUAUUUUCUAAAUGGAAUAUUGUGAUAGAGAUGUGAUUUUGUUCAGUGUUUCUCUGAGUAGAGGAUUAAUAUUUCAGUGAGGCGAUAUCCUUGUGCAAUUUUCAGACAGGAUGUAUCCAUUUAGCUUACAAAGCAAGUACAUGCUGUUGACAAUAUUUAUUUUGUGUGAAUCUGCAGACUGCAGAAUAAAAAUCAAACAAGAAAUCCUAUAUAAUUUCGAACCUCUGGAAAUCCGCAAGGAAAAGAGAAAACCCAGCUCUCCGGGUAUUUAACAGGACCAAGUCUGUGAUAAAUAGAAAAUGUCUGAUGAUCUACUUUCACUUUGUGUCAGUUUAGACAGAAAGUUUCGUUUCCUGGACAAUUUUAUUUCGAUGCCGGAAUUCACGUGUUGUGUAAAUGGUUGUGAUGACAAUCAAAAUACAGUCUUUGUGACGAUUGUCCAGCGAACAAUCCAUUUUUACUCAAAGACACAAACUAAAAAGGAUUUUUGUUAUGAUGAUGGAGAAGAAACAUAAUGUUUCUGUUAGGUAAAUGUGAUGUAACUUUGAAAUGAGUGGCAGUGAUGAAUGAAGAGUAUAUUUUUCAUAAUUUCUAUGCUAAUUAUUUGAACCAGGAAUUAUUCAGCUUCAUAAAGAAGCGUGAAAUAAAUAAGGAGAAACUCUU
Saccostrea cuccullata (small rock oyster) is the source of this 2023-nucleotide messenger RNA. RefSeq lists its product as uncharacterized. NCBI's taxonomy places the organism in Eukaryota, Metazoa, Mollusca, Bivalvia, Ostreida, Ostreidae. The record is from RefSeq and is a predicted model, not a curated record. The transcript has 2 exons. The coding region runs from base 369 to 1352 and encodes 327 amino acids.